Trichoderma virens Gv29-8 is the source of this 516-nucleotide messenger RNA. RefSeq lists its product as uncharacterized. The coding region runs from base 1 to 516 and encodes 171 amino acids. The transcript has a single exon. Lineage: Eukaryota; Fungi; Ascomycota; Sordariomycetes; Hypocreales; Hypocreaceae. The record is from RefSeq and is a predicted model, not a curated record.
AUGCCCCAACAACGAUUCUUCCAACAUAGCAUCGAGCCUCGCCCCAUAAGCGAACUCGGCUGGAUCAGAGGCUCCUACAAAACCCAUCUCAGCAAAUGGCUUCGAUCCCAAGCCCUCUGCUGGGAUCCCUCCAUGCUAGCCACCAAACUGGGCCGCGACAUCGAGAUCCAAAUCACCCGCGACAAACGCACCUUUGACGUGGCCAACCUGAUGCGGGCCGUCACGUAUCUGCAUGCAGAGCUAGUCUACUACGGCGUCUCAACACAUGAGGACCCUCAUCAGGUGUGGAGAGAUGUGCUGCAGUAUGCGAAUCCGCGGUUUGUCGUCAUGUGGCCGAAGCUGAAGGAAAUGGCGGAGGAAGAUGAGUUUGUGAUUACAAAGGAUGAAUUUCUCGCGGAGUUUGAUGCGUUUGUUAAGGAGAAUAGAUUGAACGGCAAGGUUGUGGUUUUGAUGAAUUGCCCGGAUUGUGAAAGAUGGGAUGAGCAAAACUUUCAUCAGAACUCCUUGAUGGAUUAG